GGUUUCUUUGAUGUUAUCAAUCGUCAAUCCAACAGAUCGGCCGGCAGGCCGCUGAUCGACAAAACAAGGAAAGAAAGCUAGCUAGCUAACUAGCCAAGGAACAGCAAACAACUCUGCUAUAUAAAUGUGAAAUCCGUGUUUCAAUGGCGGAUUCAUCUCCUCCCUAAUCUCUCUUGCUUCUCUUCUCUUUGAUUUGAAUAUAUAGGUAUAUAUUGGUCAUCAUCAGGUUGAUCAGUAACUAGCUAGCACAAGAAUGGAAUCAGCAGCAGCAUCCAUGGCUGACGCUGGUACGAAUCCUGCUGCAUCUGGGAGAAGGGAAGGGGAAGUCAGGCGUCUUCACAUCAUUUACUUCCUCGCUCGUAUGGGCUGCAUCGAACAUCCCCACCUCAUUCGUGUUCAUCAUCUCAAUAGAAACGGCGUUUUCCUGCGAGAUGUGAAGAGAUGGAUGGGGGAGUUGCGGGGCAAAGACAUGCCGGAUUCGUUUUCCUGGUCUUACAAGAGGAGAUAUAAAAGUGGUUAUGUCUGGCAAGAUUUGAUGGAUGAGGAUCUAAUUACUCCUAUAUCCGACAAUGAAUACGUACUCAAAGGGUCAGAAAUUUCUGUCGAUCGUCAUUUUGACGCUUGUAAAGACACCAGGAUCCCCUCCUCCCCGUCCUCCUCGACAUCAUCGUCUCCAAGGGAUAGUGACUGCACCAGUGAGCAACAAGCACCUGAUCAACAUCAUCCAACCACGAACAGAAUGAUCAUCAAUUCCCCCACUUCUCUUGCAACAUAUCCUAGCCUUUCUACCGCGUAUUCAUUCGAGCACUACCCUCGAGAAACCGUGCGCACAAGUGCGGCCAGUUACAAUGCCCAGUCAACAUCGUCAUCACCUCAUCCCUUGCAGUCCCCCUCGAGCUCAAGAAGGAAGAGGAGCCACAAACAUUCCAAUCCCAUCGUUUCCAGAAUUCUGCGUAAACUGACGACUUGCGAGGUCGUUGACACAGAUGACACAGCUCUGGUCGUUCUGAACAAAUCAUCCUCUCGCACUCCGUCCAGUCGACAGAGCUCCACUUGGAAGAAACAGGUUGACAUGCAAUCCAUAUCAUCUGCAACAAAUCACAAAGUUGUGACGGCUGAGACUGAAUUGGAGCUGAAACUACACAGCCGUAAGCAACAUGACAACAGUUCUGCUCGGGAUGACUAUGAGGGAAUAAAAGGGUCAACAAAGGCGCAACGACAACCAGCCAGAUUUUGCAGGGAUUCUGAUGUUUCCGCAGCCUAUAGGCCCGUUGGAGCCCCUACUUGCAUGCAAUGCGGGAAGUCAUUCAGACCGGAGAAGCUGCACCUGCACAUGAUCAGAUCUUGCAAGGGAACAAGACUUACGAAAAAAUAUGCUACGUCUCCUGUGAAUCCUGACAAUAUAACUCGGAACUGUGAAUCAAUAGUGCUUGCUGCAACUUCUUUACCAGAAGUUUUCUCCAAUUAA
This is a messenger RNA of Linum tenue, 1468 nucleotides long. The record is from the annotation of a GenBank genome assembly. Lineage: Eukaryota; Viridiplantae; Streptophyta; Magnoliopsida; Malpighiales; Linaceae.